UUCAUUUCACAACCGGCUCGCCUCGCGGGCGAGGCCGCAGCCGCCGUGUGAGUUCCAGUUCCAAGUCCUCCGCGGGCGCGGAGGGAGGAAGAAAUCGGCAAUCGCCCCACCCCAUCCCAUCCCCCCCCGCCCCAAGAAUAGGCUAGCGGCUGGUCCUCGAAUCUAGGAGCCCCCGACCUGCGCGUCCGUCCGUCCGUCCUCCCUAAAUCCGGCCACGCCCGCCGGUGAGGAGAGGCGAAGAUUGAUCAGCCACUCCCGAAUGGAAGAUUCAUCGGCCUCUGUCCCGGACCCGGACGAAUAAUAACUUAGUUCUACUAAGUUUCUCGGGGGUCGCCCUUCGCUUGCUUCCGCCCCCUUGUUGUUGUUCCUUUGUCCGGCUCGAUCUGGGUCGCUCGGCGGCUGUUCGUCCGUCGCCCGUACCGCCGCCGCCGCCGGUUGGUUGGAUUAGUACUCCACUCCCGCUUCGUUCCGUUAUCUCUGGUCUGAUAUUUACGGGAUAUUCCUUCGCGUGCUCUGCUUCUGCUGGGAUUCAAGUGAAGGCACCCCAUGGCCGAGAUAGAAGACGCGAUGGGUGCGCCGCCAAUGGUGACGACGACGGAGUCCGAGGGCACGACCACAGAUGAGGACGUGCAUCUUUCGCCGACCUGCAUCUGCGGCGGCGCGGGCGGAGCUGGUGGGGGAGGCCGCAUCAAGAUCCUCUGCAGCUUCGGCGGCCGCAUCGUGCCCCGCCCGCACGACGGCGUGCUCAAGUACGUCGGCGGGGAGACCCGCGUCCUCGCCGUGCCUCGCUCCAUCUGCUUCCGCGGUGGGUGUUGUUCGCUUUCUCCAUGCGCUGUGCCGCGCUGCGUGACCUGCCGCCGUUUGGCUCUCAGCAGGCCGAGAUGUCUGUCGUUGCCCUGUGCAGAGUUGAAGAAGAAGGUGGAGGACAUGUUCAAGACGGAGGUCGCGGCCAUCAAGUACCAGCUGCUCUCCCUCGCCGAGGAACUCGACGUGCUCGUCUCCGUCACCUGCGACGAGGACCUGGUCCACAUGCUGGACGAGUACGACCGCCUCGAGGCGAAGCGCUCGCCGACCACGUCCCCGCGCUUCCGCGUCUACGUCUUCACGCCGCAGGCCACCGCGCCCCACCCGUCGGCCGCCGCACCCACCGUGCCCUCGUCUACCCGCUACGCUGGUCUGUCGCGCCUCCACCCGCAUCACCACCACCAUCAGCAGCACCGCCAAUUCCAGCCGGAGCGCUACGUGGCCACCGUACCAGCCUCGCCCGACGGGAGCCCGCCGUUCUCCGCCCAGCCGCACGGCGCCGUCUCGGCGGGCAACUCCCCGCGCGCCAACGCGUUGGGCGUUGGGUUCGGGAUGCAGCGCGUCCGGAGCUCGCCGAACCUCAGCACCCUGGACGCGGCGGCGCGGCGCUUGCAUCAGCACGGCGUGGACGGCAGCAUAUCGGGCUACGUGAGCGGCUCACCAAGGCACGCCGGCGCGGGGCCCAUGCUGUUGCAGAACAAUUUCCACCACUACCAGCACCAGUACCCGACGGCGCCCGUGCCCGUGCCCGUGCCUGUGCCCGUGCCGCACCACGGUGGGCGGUACGACGCGCGCGGGUACGUCCGGGUAGGCAACUACCUGGCGCCGAUGGUGCCCGCUGCCAGGCCGCUCUCGAGGGGAGGACCGGCGCCGCACAGCGACAUGGUGACGCCGAAGAAGUCUGCUAUUGUGUGGGACUGACCCGGCCGGUCGUACGCCGGAGGGGCCUCUUGUGAGUUGAGUGUUUGAGACUGAGAUGUGUAAAUAGACGGUCGGAUGGAUGGAUGGAUGCACGCGGCCUUAUUUUAGCUGUUGCGUUUGUGUCCACGCUGAAUUUGUUUGUCCGUUUUCUACUGGUCGUGUUCACGGCCUUGUUUUAGCUCUCCCAUAGUCUGAAAUUUAUUUUUCUUAAAUCACUGUACUAACUUUUAAGAAAAAAAAAUAAAUUAUUGUACUAGCUUUUA
This is a messenger RNA of Zea mays, 1988 nucleotides long. RefSeq lists its product as uncharacterized. Gene Ontology annotation, molecular function: protein binding. The transcript is spliced from 2 exons. Bases 547 to 1725 code for a protein of 392 amino acids. NCBI's taxonomy places the organism in Eukaryota, Viridiplantae, Streptophyta, Magnoliopsida, Poales, Poaceae. The record is from RefSeq and is a predicted model, not a curated record.